Molecule: messenger RNA, 4498 nt
Organism: Bombus terrestris (buff-tailed bumblebee)
Lineage: Eukaryota; Metazoa; Arthropoda; Insecta; Hymenoptera; Apidae
Exons: 18
Coding region: 255-3653 (1132 amino acids)
Source: RefSeq, a predicted model, not a curated record
ACCGAUAAAUAUUUUUAUGUUCAAUUUUUCCAAUUUUUCAUCUACGUCGUCUGCGAUUUUAUAUUUUUCACGUUGUAGAUGUUACCAAAUACUUUUACUGACAUUCGAUAACCUAGCGAUACCUAAUUAUACACUACCAAAGAACAGAUGGACAAUAUGUUACGCCUUCAGUGUCUCUUAAUCAUCGGCUACGUGAGCAACCGUCCAAUAAUUUAGCUGACUGAUUUUCCUCGUUCACGGAAACAGCGAUAUUCAUGAGAAAAGAAUUACUGUCAAACGAAAAGAUGAAGCUACUGUUUUUGUUUUAUAUCAUCGGAAUCGGUAACGUUUUAUAUUGCACAGCACAUCCGGAAGCGGUAGCGCCAAUUGGAAAAAUCCGCGGCUCUAUUCUAACUUCAAGGCUCGGAAAGGAGAUUUAUUCCUUCCGUGGCGUGAGAUAUGCAGAGCCUCCCACAGGAGAACGACGUUUUCAGGUUGCCACUCCAGCAGCAGAUUGGAACGAUGUUUUCGAUGCGUCCGAAGAAGGUCCUGCAUGUCCAAAUGUGGAGCGUAUCGAGCUAAUGUCUGAAGAUUGCUUGCGUUUAAAUGUCUAUACUAAAAAACUGCCUUCGAAAAAUGAAAAUGUAUCAUUGCCAGUAUUGGUAUUCUUCCAUCCAGGCGGUUUCUACCAGUCUUCCGCUCAGAGCUUUAACUAUGGUCCCGAAUAUUUGCUGGACCAUGAUAUCGUUUUGGUUACUGUAAAUUAUCGCCUUGCCACGUUAGGUUUUAUAGCAACAGGCGAUUCACUGGCUCCAGGAAAUCUAGGUUUGAAAGAUCAGGUAAUAGCGCUUCGUUGGAUUCAAAGGAACAUCAUUGCUUUCGGAGGAGAUCCAAACUCCGUGACCAUCAGCGGCUGCAGCGUCGGAGGGCUCAGUACUUUCUUGCACAUGUUAUCACCAAUGUCCAAAAAUCUAUUCCACAGGGUGAUCGAUAUGAGUGGCUCCCCCUUACUCACGGAACCUUAUCCAACCCACCAAAGAGAUAUCGCAGAAAAACAAGCGAAACUUUUGAAUUGUCCCAUUAACAGCACCAAAGACAUGUUGGCUUGUCUCAGAUCAAAGCCUGUAGCCAACUUUACCAAAACUAUAUCUGAAUUUUUUGAAUGGUACGGAGAUCCAAUUGUCGUCUGGAAACCCGUCGUAGAACCGGAAGUUCCAGGAAUGGAACGAUUUCUACCAGCUCAACCCAUCGAUCUUAUUCAACAAGGAAAGUUUUAUCAAGUCCCAGCCAUAUUUGGGGUAACGAAAGAUGAACUUGGUGGGGUAGUCGUCAUAUUCGAAAAUACCACCAGAAACAAUGGCAACAUAUACCGAAAUAUGGACGAAAAUUGGUAUCACGUAGCACCGAUUAGUUUCAUAUACGAACGUAAUACGACAAGAUCGAAAAAUAUUAGUACAGAAUUGCGGAAGUUUUAUUUGAAUGACGAACCACUCGGUUCGUCUAACAGAAAUGGUCUUGCUCAUCUCUAUGCGGACAGCGUAAUUAUAUUUUCACAAUAUCGUGGGGCGAAGUUAAUAGCUGAAAACUCCAAAGCUCCGGUGUAUCUUUAUAAAUUUACUUAUCAAGGCCGUUAUAGCUUUACAAUGUGGAACGCUACGACACCCUAUGGCGUCGAACAUCAAGACGAUUUGCAAUAUUUAUACUACAUAAAGAGUAACUUUCCAUAUUUUAAUAAGACUGCACCUGAGAUUCCUAUGGUGGAAUUGUACACAUCUAUGUGGUCCAGCUUUGUACAAACUGGCCAACCCAUUCCAAAUGGUAGGAAUAUAACGUGGGACAGGUUUGAAAGCGAGAAAAGUAACUACUUGGAUAUCAACUUGAAUCCUACCAUGAAGACUGGUUUCUAUCCCGAUAGGAUGCAAGAAUGGGAAAAAUUAUUUCCUCUAUCUCCUGCAUCAUCUGCAAGGUCUAAGAUGAGAGGCGUUCUGGUAUUUCUUGUUUGUGUCACCGGCCUCGCUAUCGCUCAACAGUCGAUCGCUGAACAACCGUUGGUCACUGCUCCAAUUGGGAAAAUUCGUGGGUCUAUUUUGACCUCUAGACUCGGAAAAGAAAUUUAUUCGUUCCGUGGUAUAAGAUAUGGCGAACCACCUGUUGGAUCCCAACGUUUCCAGCCUCCAAUCCCAGCGAAAGAUUGGCAAAACGUUUUCGACGCAACCGAGGAAGGACCCAGUUGCCCCCAUGCUAACGGCAUACAACAAUCAGAAGAUUGUCUACGCCUAAACGUGUACACCACCAAACUACCCUGUAGAAACGAAGAUGUAUCGAGACCAGUAAUGAUCUUCAUACAUCCAGGUGGCUUUAACGGUUUCUCAGGACAAAGUAUAAACUUCGGGCCACAGUAUCUGUUGGAUAAAGAUAUCGUUUUGGUUACGAUUAAUUAUCGUCUUGGGACGUUAGGAUUCUUGAAUACCGGCGACAGUGCAGCACCAGGUAACAUGGGUCUAAAGGACCAAGUCGCAGCUUUCCAUUGGGUUCAAAGAAACAUCGCUGCCUUUGGUGGCAAUCCAAACUCCGUCACUCUAUGCGGUUAUAGCGCAGGAAGUUUCAGUAUUAUGUUGCAUUUGGUGUCUCCAAUGUCUCGCAAUCUUUUUCACAGAGCUAUUGCGAUGAGUUCUUCGGCUAUAAAACUAAAUGUUUAUUCCGGAAUAUCGCAACAUGGACAAAUGCAACUAGCUCAAAGACAGGCACGAUUAUUGGAUUGCCCUACUGAUUCGACUAGUGCUAUGGUGCGCUGUUUCCGCUCAAAACCUGCAGAAAACUUCACAGACACAUUACGCGACUUAUAUGAUUGGCGUGGAAAUCCUAUUGUGCUCUGGUCACCAGCUGUGGAACCGACAGUUCCUGGUGUUGAAAGGUUCCUGUCUGAACAGCCGUACGACGUGAUAAAGCAAGGAAGAUUCUAUCAAGUUCCUUUAAUGAUGGGAGUUACGGAAGACGAAUUUGGCGGUAUAGCUGCUUUGUAUGAAAAUGCCACAUUAAAAGGUAAUUCUCUGUACCCUGAGUUGAGCGAUAAUUGGAAUACUCUGGCUCCGAUCAUAUUUAUGUACGAACGUAAUACAUCACGAUCGAAUUACGUUAGUAGGGAAUUACGGAAAUUCUAUUUUAACGAUCAGCCACUUAGCUCGGCUAGCUACAGAAAACUCGGUGAUAUAUAUGGUGAUGCUAUAACUAAAUUUCCUAUGUACCGAGCAAUCAAGUUGUUCGCUACGUAUUCGAAAUUGCCGGUAUACUUUUAUAAAUUUUCGUUCCAAGGACGAUACAGCUUUUAUAUGUUGAACGCCACGACACCAUAUGGUGUAUGUCAUCAUGACGAUCUGCAGUAUCUUUUCUUCAUAAAAAGCCAGUUCCCAUAUUUCAACAGCGACGCACCAGAGAUUCCUAUGGUGGAAAUUUCUACUAGCAUAUGGUCGAAUUUCGUUAUAAAUGGCGAACCGAUUCCGAAACACGAUAGUCGACUGAGGAAUGUAAGGUGGGACAAAUUUGUACCCGAGCAAAACAAUUUCUUAGAGUUGAAUCUUCAUCCAUCGAUCAAAACUGAAUUCUUCCCUGAAAGAAUGCGAGAAUGGGAAAGAUUGUUUCCUGAACCAUCGGUCCGAAAUACAGUGAAACAUUAAACCCAUAAAUCUGAUGGUUGAAGUUUCACCAUGCUUUCGCUGAGUCCUAAAACUUUUUACCUUGAGAUGGAUUCUUUAUCCCGUGAGGAAGUUCGAUUUCCUAAAAUUAAUGAUAUGUAGCAAUAAACGAUAUCAUCAUUAUUUAAGAAAUGCUAUUUGUAAACAAAAAAUUGUGACAAAUUUUUCUUACACGACAAUACGAAAAAUAUUUACUAGAAAUCCCACUAACUCCAUUGGACACUGCAAGAUGUAUCGUUAUUUGCGCGCUCUGUUCGGCUGUUUUGGAAAAUGUGUUCAGUAAAAAAUGUAAUCCCCAAGAAGUGGAGGCGAGACACUUUUACAGAUUCCAGUGCUUAUUAGACCAGGAUGAAAACAAUUGGUUGACACGCCAAAACCUUCCAGACGUCGUGCUAAUUCUAGUGUAUAAACGAUGUUUACAUAUUUGGAAACAUAGUAUAAAUAGCCAAGCAAGGGUGUCAUUGGAUUUACAUUAUUUAAAUUUAACCUCGCUAAGUAAUACAGUCCCGGUGCAACAACGAUUAUUCGACUUGGUUUCGAUCGUUUUAGUAAAUCUGCAAAAUAAUUCUACAAGUAGUAUCUUAGGAUGAAGAAAGAAAUCGUUAAAAAAGAAAUUGUUGUAUCGAUCAAAAAAUGUGUGAGUAAGAAUGGACUAUAGUGAUUUGUCCAUUUGUCCAUAGUCCUUGGGAUUAUAUGGAAUAUUGUGCGUCCAAGCAAAUGUUAAAACUGCUGUUGAGCCUCUUGGCCGAAGGAUGGAUUAGAACAUAUGUUUAGGUCACAGGACGUAACACUUAUAUUAUUGCGAAAUAUAUAUGGAUCAUAAUUAA